Messenger RNA from Monosiga brevicollis MX1, 3267 nucleotides. RefSeq lists its product as uncharacterized. NCBI's taxonomy places the organism in Eukaryota, Choanoflagellata, Craspedida, Salpingoecidae. Gene Ontology annotation, molecular function: purine nucleotide binding; chromatin binding; single-stranded DNA binding. The transcript is spliced from 25 exons. The record is from RefSeq and is a predicted model, not a curated record. Gene Ontology annotation, biological process: leading strand elongation; DNA replication; lagging strand elongation. Gene Ontology annotation, cellular component: alpha DNA polymerase:primase complex. The annotation marks the transcript as partial.
GUGCAGGUGGACAGCACCAAGUUGCCCCUCGACACUUUGGAAUCAGGCGAGGAGGUCUUGCACAUGUACUGGCUGGAUGCCUUUGAGGUCUCACGCAAUUGUGGCGAUGGAUCCAUUUACCUUUUUGGAAAGGUCUAUCAUCCCGAGAGUGAAACCUACAUCAGCUGCUGUUUGACCGUGGCAAACCUGGAGCGCAACAUUUUUGUGGUCCCUCGCCGCCUUCGCCUCGAUCGCGAGGGGGUUGAGACGAAUGAGGCGGUGAGCAUGGCUGAUGUUUAUGAGGAGAUGGGUCAAAUCAUGAGCCGCUACAAGAUCAACCCAUUCCUCAGCAAGCCCGUGAAACGCAAAUAUGCCUUUGACAAAACCGAUGUCCCCGAGGAGGUGGAUGUGCUCAAAAUCAAAUACAGCGGCACCUUGCCCGCGCUGCCCGGUGAUCUCUCUGGCCAGACAUUCAGUCAUGUCUUUGGCACCAACAUCUCGCCUCUGGAGCGCUUUCUGAUGAAGCGCGACCUGAUGGGGCCUUGCUGGCUGCGCAUCAAGAAUGUCAAGGGUGCGACCAAGAAUAUCUCUUGGUGCAAACUGGAGGCUCUCGCAGUCGACCCCAAGAGCAUCAGCAAGGUUGAGGACCCCCCGGCUGCCCCGCCUCUCACGGUCAUGGCCCUUUCUCUCCAGACCAUUCUUAAUCACAAGACGCACAUGCACGAGAUCUUGGCCAUGACGGGGCUAGUACACCAGGAGGUGCAGCUGGACGGGAAUACGAGCAAGCCCACUGAACAACUGUCCCAGAUCACCAAUAUCCGCAAACUUGGUGAUAACCCUUUUCCCUUGGAUUUUGCUGUCAAGCUGCAGCAGCAAAAGCGCAGCGUGACGACGCUGCCUAAUGAGCGUGCCUUGAUCUCUCAUUUCCUGGUCAAGCUUCAAAAGAUUGACCCGGAUGUCAUUGUGGGCCACAAUAUCUUUGGCUUUGAUCUGGAUGUGCUCUUGCAUCGCAUCAAGGAGCUGCGCAUUCCGCAUUGGUCGCGUAUUGGCCGCUUGCAUCGCACCGUUUUGCCCAAUCUCAAGAGUGGAAUUGGACUUCAAAGCAACGUGGCCAUGGAGCGAGAUCUCUUGGCCGGUCGCCUUGUGAUGGACAUGCAGACAUCAUCACGCGAGCUCAUUCGUCAAGUCAGCUACGAUUUGACGGCCCUUACUCAAUCACAGACCAAAGCCCCGCCUGCAAUUUCGCCUGCCAGCUCCAAGCUAUCUCAGACCAUGUUCAUGCUCCAACAAAUUAGCAACACUCAAAGCUUGUUGAAAUUGGUGGACCAUGUUGAACGAGAUGCCUACCUCAUUUUGUCCCUCAUGUUCAAGCUCAAUGUGCUGCCCUUGAUGAAGCAAAUUACAAACAUUACAGGUGGCUUGAUGUCGCGAACCCUAUCUCGUGGCCGUUCUGAUCGCAAUGAGUUUCUUCUCUGUCACGAGUUCCAUCGUCGCAAGUACAUCGUGCCCGACAAGCCAACGUGGGCUGAGAAGCAAGCUAUCAAAAAUAGCAAGCAAGGAAAGAAAGCCGACAACUUGGCAGACGAGCCGGUCCGUCGCAAGCCCGCGUAUUCCGGCGGCCUCGUGCUCGAGCCCAAAAAGGGCUUUUACGACAAGUUGAUUUUGCUUCUUGAUUUCAACUCGCUGUAUCCUUCCAUUAUCCAAGAAUACAAUCUGUGCUUCACCACUGUGGGCCGCAACGACGGUCAGCCCAAGUCAAGCGAAGAAGAAGACGCAAUCGCUGAGGUUCCAGACUCAGCCUUGCCCCGUGGUGUGCUUCCUCACCUCUUGCGCACACUCAUCGCAAAGCGUCGUCAGGUCAAGGCCUUGAUCAAAUCUGAAGCAGAUGCAAGCAAGCUUGCCGAAUAUGAUAUUCGUCAAAAGGCCUUGAAGCUGACAGCCAACAGCAUGUACGGCUGCUUGGGCUUCACUGGUUCUCGAUUUUAUGCCAAAGCCAUUGCAGCUUUGGUUACGAGCAAGGGACGUGAAAUUCUGCAAAAGACGGUGGAUCUGACACAGGACAAGUUGGGUCUGGAGGUCAUCUACGGUGACACGGAUUCGAUCAUGGUCAAUUCCCGGUGCACUGAUUACAGCGAAGCCGUGACUUUGGCCAACCAGGUGAAGAAGGAGGUCAACUCGCUGUACUCAGAGCUGGAGAUUGACCUUGAUGGCAUUUACAAAACCAUGCUGCUGCUGAAAAAGAAGAAAUAUGCUGCCCUUAUGAUGGACAUGUCCAAGGGCAAAGUCACGUUAACCAAAGAAGUGAAGGGUCUGGAUAUUGUACGCCGUGAUUGGUCGGCCCUGGCCGCGGAUGCAGGCAACUGGAUCUUGAAUCAAGUGCUCAACCAAGAACAAGAUUCCACCGAGAGUUUGGUGGAAACAUGCCACGAGCAUCUGCGUCAGGUGUCCGAGGAUGUGCGAACAGAGAACAAGGUGCCCUUGGAAAAGUUCAUCAUUUUCAAGUCGCUGACCAAGGACCCAAGUGCCUACGGAGAUGCCAAAGCCUUGCCUCACGUACAAGUGGCCUUGCGUAUGAAAGCCGCCGGCAAGAGCGUGCGCAUGCACGAUACCAUUCCCUACAUCGUCUGUGAAGACGGCACGAGCAAUGGCGCCACGCAACGCGGCUAUCAUCCCGAUGAGCUUCGCAAAAAUGAGCAUUUGAAGAUCGAUUACGAGUACUAUCUGAAGAGCCAGGUGCACCCUGUCGUGAGCCGCCUCUUGGAGCCCAUCGAGGGCACCGACAAUGUCAAGAUUGCUGAGUGCUUGGGGCUCGACACAACAACAUUCAAGCGCGCUUAUGAGGUCACCGAUGUCGAUACGGAUAUGACCAUGGUUCUCUCAACACAACUCUCAGACGAGGAGCGCUUCAAGACGGCCGAACCGCUGACGGUGACAUGCCGAAAGUGUGGUCAUCGCACCGACCUACCGGGUGUAUUCCGCAUGAAGGAUGGCGUGCGCCAAUGCGGCCUGCUGUGUCCCAAUGCUGAGUGCACCGCAAGCUUCGAGCCGGUUUACCUGAGCAACCUGAUGCAACUGGAAGCGCGCAAGUAUAUCGCGAGAUACUAUGACGCCGCCCUCAUCUGCGAUGACGCUGGUUGCCCUCGCGGGCAUCGCGAGACACGUGACCUCUCCGUGUUGGGCCGGCGUUGCUUGGACCCUAGCUGCCGCGGAACCUUGCAACAGGUCUACUCUGAUAAGCAGCUGUACACGCAGCUCUGCUACUUCAGAAACUUGUUUGAUGUGGAACAU